Messenger RNA from Leptomonas pyrrhocoris, 3616 nucleotides. Its product is annotated as putative mitochondrial RNA-editing complex protein MP81. Lineage: Eukaryota; Euglenozoa; Kinetoplastea; Trypanosomatida; Trypanosomatidae. The record is from RefSeq and is a predicted model, not a curated record. The transcript has a single exon. Bases 149 to 3616 code for a protein of 1155 amino acids.
GGAUGUAUAACCAAGCGAAAGUAACAACAGCAAAAGGCAAAGUGCAGUCGCUCGAAGGUAGCAAACCACCCAGCCACCCACCCAAUUCCAAAGACCAUUGAAAGGACCACGCACACGCAAAUCAACAGCUGGACAAACGCAGGCAGAAAUGCUUCCCCUCUGCGGCUGCGCGGCGCUGUCCGCCUCUACCCUUUCGGCGCCAGCCCUCUCGCCCCGCUGCGGCCUGCUCCGUCGCUGUGUCCCCGCCUCCUGCAGACCCUGUAUCUCCACGACGGGCUCUUCUUCCUACUCCACCCAUGGACUGCUCGUGGGCCGCCCGACCAGGCUUCUCCGCCAAUCCGCCACCGCCGCCGCCGCCACCACGACCACCGCGCACGCCGGGCCAUCUACCCCGUCCGACACCGUCGCCGCUCCCACCACCGAUGCGGCGGGCCCGACGAACGACGCUGAGAUCCGGUUCUACGACACCUUCCUUUUUUCCACCGAGGACGUCCAUCUUCUCUUGCUCGAGGAGGCGCACCGUAAGCACGGGGUCUGGAUGAACGUGCCUCCGCAGCUCGCCCCGACCGUGCCCGACGUCGGACCACCCACCAUUCCCGAACCCCUUUACCCACCGAAGCAGCAGCAGCGCCUGGACGCGUUGAUGCGCGGCACCGAAGCCGCUCGUCUCUCCCGCCGCACCUCGUCCACGAGCGGGACGCGUGAAGCGAUCCAUAGCUCGGACUGCCUCGCCUACGCCCCGACGCAUGCGCCACCGCCGUUUGUGACGGCCGGCACACAUUCACUGUGGUUGACGGGGGAGGCGGCGGGAGGUGAUGACAGUCGAGCUACCGCUAUCGCUGCUGCCGCUGCUGCCACCAUGGUGGAUCGGAGUGCCGCUGCGAACACCACCACCACAGCUGCGCAGCUGACGGUGACGGUGGUCGCCAUUCGGGCCCCGGUGGACCAAACGAUGUUGUUUCAUUGCAGCGCGUGCGGCCGUGCGUUCCGUCGACGGGAGGCGGCCAAGGAGCACGUGGAGCAGCGGCACCGCCACGCGAGCGGCGAGGAGGAGGAGGAGGCGGAGGCGACGGUGCUGGAGGGCCCGGGUCUGGGCGAGAUCACCGGGUACAAGAACGUGGUGGGCAGCUCGACGGUGAAUUCUCCUGCUGCGGCGCCGAAUGCGGCGUCCACGGCGACUGCGACGAUGGCCGACCCGUUAAAAAACACUGCUGCUGUUGCUUCCCCGAGCGCAGGCGCCCGUGCCACGCUGAGCGGCGCUGCCUCGGCUACGUUGAAGGGGGUCUCGGCUCCGACGCGGAAUGAGAGCGGUGCUGCGGCUGCUGCCACCACCACCGCCGGCGAACCAGCCGCUACGGCAGCGACUUCAUCUCCCUCUUCGAAACUGGCACCGUCGUCGUCGAGACUGGAGAGGGCGGUUACCUCCUACCUCGCCUCUCCGACGGUGAUCCUUCCAGAGGACGACCUCGUUGAUGAACUCCUCUCCUCCGUGUGGGAUGAAGUUGGUUUGAAGCGCAGCGAUAUCGCAAAGGCAGCGGGGGUGCAGGGCAGCACGGCGGUUACGGCCUCCGAUAGAGAUGGCGCGGCGAUGUCGGCACGCCCUGCCGCUGUCAAUGCCGCGCACGUGGACAGCUGCAACGGCAAGCUCUUCAUCCCGAGCUCGGCGUUUGUGCACGGCAAGGCGGACAUACGCGCCGAGCUCGAGGCGGAGCUGGCGAGCAAGCCACUCGCCCGCGCUACCCCAGAAGGGGCCGCGCCCGGUGUGCGACGGCCGAACAUCGUGAUGUCGUCCGCCAACAGUAAGGCGUCGCUGCGUCUGCAGACGAGGCGCCGCAAUCCUGAUGGCACCGUUACGCUGGCGCUGACUGACGCCAUGACCGCCAGCGUUGGCGGCGCAGGGCUGAGCGCGGCGCCAACCGCAUUGGAAAUGAGUAUCGCGGAGCUGAGCCGGCAUUACCCCAACCCCUUCGGGAACAGCCCCAAUGCCGCGUUGGUUGAGCAGGAGAAGGAGCCGGUCAACCCGUUCCGCGACGUGGAGGGGACGAUGGCCGCCGCAGCGGCGAGGGAGGAGGCCAGCCGUAACGAGGUAGCGGGCGUGAACGACGCGGGCGGCGGCAACGAGUCGUGUGAGAAGAGUGGCGCGCUGCGUUGCGUCGACUGGCAGGCGCGCUUUGCAUCUCGGCCCUACGCCUGCCCGGUCUGCCAACGACGUGCCUUACCGGGCUUCACGGCGGCGCUGGAAGCGGUGUCCGCGCCUUCCUUCGCCUCGGCGGUUGAGACCGAAUUGACGGGCACCACAGGGUUGUCCUCGUCCGAAUCCUCUACUGCCAUUGCUGGUGAUGGUGGUGGCGGUGCUUCAGCAUCCGCCGCCAACGCCACCGCCUCCUCGUCUUCCAACAGAUCAGCGCCGCUGACGGAUGCGCAACGGCACGCAAAUGGAAAAGGGAGGCAGGUGCAGAAGCGCAAAUCAACGUCUCCGUCACCCGCCGGCGGCACUGCCGCUGCGGCUGCCACGCCGGCCGAUGCGUCCAUCACGGAAGUCGACGAGGAGGCGUUGAGGUGGUACGAGUCCACGGUGCCCCGCUUCCGCCUGCUCGAUGCACUGGAGAACCACGUGGAGGCCUGCCACGAGGUCCGCGAAGCACCCCUCCGCACCGACCCGGGUAACAGCGCAGGGGGGACGGCGGAUGCAUCAGCAGCAGCAGCAGCGGCCACAGAGGAGGAGGAGGAAGAAGUUACCGAGGCAGAUUGGCAGAGGUUGUACCGCGUCGCCGCGUCACCAAUGCAGUCGGCUGCCACGGAGAUGUUGACGGUGCGCCGUGUGUAUCGCGCCGUCGCGGCAGCCAAAGCCCGGCGCGCUGCCUCUCUCAACUCUUCGUCGUCUGCUUCCUCGUUGUCAACGACCACCGCCGCGACGGCGUAUGCUGACGGGGAGCGCGGCGUGCGAACGCGGUCCGCAGAGGCUCCUGGCGCGAGUACGGACGACGUCCCCGCAGGUGGUGCCGGGCUGCAUAGCACGGCGGGCGGUUCCUCUGGCAGCGCGGAGCAGAUCGGUGUGGCAAAAACGCCCGGCGACGAUGCCGGCACGUCCGCCGGUGCUGACGACGCAAGCGACGCGUUGGCGGACGCGGACGCACCGCACGUGCACGUCCGCGCCGCCGUGAACACCGUCCUGGUCGGGGUGGUCCGUGACGUGCAGGAGGGCUUUGUGGGCGCCACCCGCGUGCUCCAGUACGUCCUUGCUGUCCGCAACAGUAUCAGAGACACGACCGCCAUGACGACCGCAACGUUGAAGUCAGGCACGACUACACCAUCUUCGGCUUCCAGCACUUCGAUGUCAUCGUCUGAUGCUUCUGUUGCUGCUGCUGCAACUGGUGCAGAAGCGGAAGAGCAGAAGAGAAGGAAUGAAGAUGACGUGGAAUUGGUGGUGGUGCGCUGCAUGGGGGAUCUCCUGCCGGCUGCACUGCUGCAUCAGCAGGUGCAUAUCGGUGCAACGGUGUUUGUGACGGGUACGCUGCGGAUGAACCGUAAUGUGGAUACGGCCUCGCGACGCUCCCACGCGUACCCGUAUGUGCAGGUGGUGCCUCCGCUGGGCUCGGUGCGUGUGGUGAAGUGA